Molecule: messenger RNA, 630 nt
Organism: Coffea eugenioides
Lineage: Eukaryota; Viridiplantae; Streptophyta; Magnoliopsida; Gentianales; Rubiaceae
Product: MADS-box protein JOINTLESS-like
Exons: 6
Coding region: 20-610 (196 amino acids)
Biological process (GO): regulation of DNA-templated transcription
Cellular component (GO): nucleus
Molecular function (GO): DNA-binding transcription factor activity
Source: RefSeq, a predicted model, not a curated record
UGAGAGUGAUUGGAGAGUGAUGAGAGUGAAUAAUUACUUCUAUGAUAUGACUACUAUGAAUCUUAUUCUAUCUUUUAUUAAUUCACUCCAAUUUGUGCUGAAAGAGAAAUUUUGUGUAUUUAUACAUGAGAAUCAUACCCAUGCCAUGCUUGCUGAGGAAAUCAAGGAGAAAACUGCAAAACUGAGGCAUCUCAAAGGUGAAGAGCUAGUAGGACUAAGCAUGGAAGACUUGGUUAAACUCGAAAAAUUGGUUGAAGCAGGGUUAAUUCGUAUUGCCAAAACCUUCUUUCAAGGUGACAAAUUCAUGAAAGAAAUUGGUAUUCUCAAGAAAAAGGAAGCAUUAUUCAAGGAAGAGAAUGCGAAGUUGAGACAGAAAGUAGCAGGCCCAUCGGAAGACCAAACACCUCUGCUGGAACAAGGGCUUUCAUCUAAGCCAGUCACCCGCUUAAGCGACCAAGCCGGAAGUUGUCCUCAGGACCUCAACAAUUCGGACACAUUUCUCCAGCCGGGGGAGGAUGAGAUUGCGGUUGCAGAAGAUCGAACAUAUAAUUUGAGCAUAACUGGCUUUAUGAUACCCAGAAAUUGUGGUUUAUGUUGCAUUAUUUUUUAGUUUGUGCACAAGAGAAUCUU